Colletotrichum truncatum is the source of this 3990-nucleotide messenger RNA. Its product is annotated as MRC1-like domain-containing protein. The record is from RefSeq and is a predicted model, not a curated record. Lineage: Eukaryota; Fungi; Ascomycota; Sordariomycetes; Glomerellales; Glomerellaceae. Gene Ontology annotation, biological process: mitotic G2 DNA damage checkpoint signaling; activation of protein kinase activity; mitotic DNA replication checkpoint signaling. Gene Ontology annotation, molecular function: anaphase-promoting complex binding.
AUGGCUUCGCAGCAGCCCGCGGCGCGUUCGCCCAGCGCGAGCCCGGCGCCCGAGUCUUUGCAAGCGCGAAUCGCCGCCCGUUUGGCCGCCAUUGACACCGACUCCGAAGACGACGAGCCCAAGACGACCGGCCGUAAGAGCAGGACGUCUCCCAGCCACAUGGAUCUUAGCGACUCUGAAGAAGAAGAAGUCGUCCGGCGGCCUAGAGGCCGUCUCGCUGCCCAGAUGCAGGGCGGUACCCAGAAAUCCGAUUCAGAAGAGCCUGAGAGCUUCCUCGAUCGCAUACAAAAACGACUCGCAGCCGCAGAGAAGGCAAACGACAAAGAUACGGAGGACACGGUUAUGGAGGAGGCCGAGGAUAACGAGGACGACAUUCCUGUAGCACCUCGACGACUGCAGAGAAAACAAGCGAGGGAGGCCACGCCGAGGGCUGAAAGCCCCGUAGCCCGCUCUCCUACUCCAGGACUCUUCGUGUCUCCAGAAAAACAAUCGCCAAGUAGACUGGCAAACCGAACAACAGCUAACGAGUCCGAUUCGGACGCGUCACUACCCGCUCUUAAGAGCUCCAGAUUCCAGGCCCUUGUGGAGCGCAAGCGCCAGGAAAGGUUGGCACGCGAGGCCGAGGAAGAAAAGAAGAAGGCUGAGCGCAUAGAGCGCCAAAUGGCCAUGAAUGCCGAUCUUUUUGACGACGAUGACGCCAACGUGUCUGACAUCACCGACGACGAGGGCGGCAGGAAGCUCAGCCAGGCGGCGAGGCCCGCAAGGAAGGCGGGCAAGAAGGCCAUCGAGGAGAUGAACCGCGAGACACAGCGCAUGGCUCGUAACAUGCAGCUCGCUCAUGAAGCUAAGACGAGGAAGAAGUUCAGCAAGUCAGACUUCCUGGAGCGCUUCAACUUCAGGACCGCCGAGACGAAGUCGGACCCCAAGACGACCAGCUCUAGCCGGCCAACUACACCGGUCUCAGCCCACCAGACUGAUGCCGAGAUGAAGGACCCCGAGACGCCCCCUAGCUCUCCACCUGUAGAUAAGGCAUCCACUCCCACUAAGCUUCAGGAGACUACCACUACUGUACCGCAGCUCACGGAAAGCACUGAGGAGGCGGACCUGCCUUCUCUGGACGUAUUUGACGCCUCAAAAGUGCUGGAUAAGGGCAAAGGAAAAGCUGUUGCUUCUCCCAGCCCCAAGAAGUCGCCUGUAAAGGCCAAAGAAGUUAAGCCGAAGCGUCAAGUCCGCAUCAAGUUACCUUCAAUUUCAGCACACCAUGCUGUAAUCGACCUGGAUGACGACCUGGAGAUCACCGACGUGAGGAAGGGCAAACUUGACGCGGUUUUCAACAGUAUUCCUGAGAAGAAGUCCAAGCAGUCUACCUCCCUGCACGCCCUGCGCCGCCUCGCCCAGGUUGGGUCACCCGACAGAGGGAGGAAGAGGCGAGACGAGAAGAUCGGUAUGACUGUUGCGCAGUUGCAGUAUACUCUCCAACAAAGGGCUCGACAGCAGGCGAAGAUGGAGCGUGAGAAGCGUCUCGAAUACCUCAAGUCCAAGGGCAUUGUCGUACAGACGGCCGAGGAACGUGAGCGCGAGAUGCAAGAAGUCGAGGACAUUGUCACCAGAGCCAGAAGAGAGGCCGAGGAGAUCAUGGAUCGCGAGAGAGAGGCAGCGAAACAGGAGAAGAAGGAGAAGAGGGAGAAUGGCGAACUGGACGCCUGGGAUGAUAGUGAUGAUGAGUAUGAAGGCUCCGAGGAGGAGGUUGAAGAGGACGCUGAGGUAGAACUUUCCGGUUCUGAAGAGGAGAAUGACGCCUCUGAUGAGGAGGAGGAGGGCAAUGACCUCGUUGAUAACGAGGCUGGCGACAGUGGCUCUGAGCGUUCAGAUGCCGAGUCGGAAGAUGAAUUAGAUCUGCCCACCAAGAAUGUUCGCCGCGCGAGAAAAGCCCAGGUCAUCUCUGACGACGAGGAUGAGGACGAUAGGAUUGAGGCCACGCCCAGACCAAAAACCGCAACUCAACGAUCGCCCGUCGCCCCUAACACCAAGUCACCCGCUGUACCUACCUCAGUCUUGAGAUCGGCGAAGAAAACCUUCAUCCCUGGCCUUCCCGUCACAGGAGCCGCAGGACUCGGCUUGACCCAAAUAUUCGCCGGGACCAUGGAUGACAGUCAGGCAGCACCCGGGACGUUUCCCUCCCAGUCACCAAUGCCCGACUUCGACAGUCUUCCCGAUUCAAACCUCAUCGGCAACAGCACCCAGCAAGACAGUCUCAUAUUCGAUAGCCAGAGUGGUGACACCCAGCGCGCUGAGACACAACCUGACUCUGCAGACGGCGUUCACCUGCACUUCACCCAGUCACAAGUGCACGGCUUUGACAGUAUGAUGCGAGACGAGCCUUCUACACAGAUCUCUGUUGAGGCCACCCAAGACGCGGGCUUGCAAGACUACACCCCUCUGAGGUCCCGUUUCGUUGAAGCCCCCGCUUCAACCGUCGAGACGAUGAUGCUUGACGGUGAUGCGGAGGUCGACACAGUGCUUGAGUCCCCUCUUGUACGCAGGGGCAGGUUGCGCCGUAAGGUCGAUGUCGUUGCUACUCCUGCUGAUGAAGAAGAGGAGGAGGAGGAAGAGGUAACACCCAGAGCUGUUAGUCCCGAGACUGACGAAUUCGGCUUCAACACGACUGCCUUCAGUGUCAUGAAGGCUGCCGUUGACAAGCAAAACAAACAGAAGAAGGCUGCAGAGUACAACCGCAAGAAGAGCAAGGCAAAGGAGAUGAUUGAGGAACAGGCCGAGGAGUCUGAGGAUGAGUACGCUGGCCUCGGAGGUGCGGACGGCGAGGACAGCGAUGACGACGAUGCCGCCUCCGUCAAGGAGAUGAUUGACGACCAAGGAGGUAUGACUGCCGAAGAUGAGCGCAAGCUGGCGGCGCUUUAUGCUGAGCGUGAGCGCGCAACCGAUGAAAAGAUGGUGGACAAGCUGUUCCACGACAUCACCACCGGUAUGCUCCGUCGCAAGCGUGGCGCCGAUUACGACCUCUCCGACUCUGAUGACGGCGGCGAGGCACGUCGGCGUAUGAAGCGCCGGCAGUUCCAGAAGAUGCAACAGGCCCUCUUCGCCGAUGAGCGCAUCAAGAAGAUUGCAGAGAAGCCCGGCAACCAGGCUUUCCUUCGUACCAUCGAGGACCGUGGCAGCGAUGACGAGAUGGACUUCCUUGACAUUGCUGCGCCGGAGCCAAUGGAUACGGAAGAGUCUCAGUCCCAAGAUCAGACCGUGCCGGACAGCCAGCCUACAACGCAGCGGGAGCCCCUCACAUCGGGACCCGCGAACCGGCCGGCCGCCAACAUGCGCAGGACCAAGGACGGCAAGAAGCCGUCUAACCUCGGCGAGAUCCGCGAGUCCGUGUCCAGCCUUCUCGAGGACCUCAACGCCGAGAUCAUCCCCGCCACGGACCCCGCCUCCGACAGCGAAGCAGACGACGAGGAACGCCCGUCAACGUCGCGGAGUAACAAGGAGAACCACUCCCCCGGCAAGAACCCGCGCCGCACCGCAUCAUCUCGGCCGGCCAUUGUCGACCGCAUCUCCCUCAAACGCCAAUCAUCGUCCAACAUGUCUACAAUGUCCUCCAACCUCGCCUUCGCCAUGCCCAACGUUGCAGGUGGCGUGGCCGCCGCCUCCGGCGGCAGCUUCAAGGUUCCCAACCUCCUCCGCCGCGCCACGACCAACUCUUCGUUCAAGUCGAGCUCAAGCAGCAGCAUCACCGGCGGCGGCGGCAGCGGUGGCGCGCCGUUCUCUGCCUCCGGCGGCGGUACGAGUGGCUUCGGAGACGACGGCAAAAUCAAGAAGAAUGCAAGCAAGCGAUCUGGCGUCAGCGCGCUUGCGAGAGAGAACGAGCGUAGGGCGGCGAUCCAGGAGAACGAGAAAAGACGCGAGGCGAGGAAGUGGAAGGGCGCCGAGAUGCGCGUCAAGGCUGUUGGCGGUUUAUUUGCGGCGGGCAAGUUUGAGUAA